Molecule: messenger RNA, 3828 nt
Organism: Salvelinus sp. IW2-2015
Lineage: Eukaryota; Metazoa; Chordata; Actinopteri; Salmoniformes; Salmonidae
Product: cullin-5
Biological process (GO): SCF-dependent proteasomal ubiquitin-dependent protein catabolic process; protein ubiquitination
Cellular component (GO): SCF ubiquitin ligase complex; Cul5-RING ubiquitin ligase complex
Molecular function (GO): protein-macromolecule adaptor activity; ubiquitin protein ligase binding
Source: RefSeq, a predicted model, not a curated record
AGGUCGGAAYCUACGUUACCUAAUUCCGUCCAACCAUACUCUCGCGAGACUGCGCGAGGAGUGCACAAGUUGGAGGAAACAUGGCGACGUCUCAUUUGUUAAAGAAUAAAGGCUCCUUGCAGUUUGAGGACAAGUGGGACUUGAUGAGGCCCAUUGUUCUCAAGCUGCUGAGACAGGAGGCUGUCACCAAGCAGCAGUGGUUCGACCUCUUCUCAGAUGUCCAUGCUGUGUGUCUGUGGGAUGAUAAGGGCCCAGCUAAGAUCCACCAGGCGCUCAAAGAAGACAUCCUAGACUUCAUCAAACAAGCUCAGAACCGUGUUUUGAGUCACCAGGAUGACACAGCGUUACUGAAGGCCUACAUUGUGGAGUGGAGGAAGUUUUUCACGCAGUGUGACAUCCUGCCCAAACCCUUCUGUCAGCUGGAGAUCACACUGAUGGGGAAGCAGGGCAGCAACAAGAAGUCUAACGUUGAGGACAGCAUCGUACGCAAGUUGAUGUUGGACACAUGGAACGAGUCAAUCUUCUCCAACAUAAAGAGCCGUCUUCAGGACAGUGCUAUGAAGCUGGUUCACGCUGAGAGGCUGGGAGAGGCUUUUGACUCCCAGCUGGUUAUAGGAGUACGAGAAUCAUAUGUCAACCUGUGCUCUAACCCUGAAGACAAGCUCCAGAUCUACAGAGAUAACUUUGAGAAGGCCUACCUGGACUCAACUGAGAGGUUCUACAGAACACAGGCCCCAUCAUAUCUACAGCAGAACGGAGUCCAGAACUACAUGAAAUAUGCAGACACAAAGCUAAGAGAAGAGGAGAAGAGGGCAGUUCGAUACCUUGAGACUCGUCGUGAAUGUAACUCUGUCCAAGCUAUGGAAUGUUGUGUGAACGCUCUGGUGACGUCGUUUAAAGAAACCAUCCUGGCCGAAUGUCCCGGCAUGAUCAAACGCAACGAGACAGACAAGCUCCACCUGAUGUUUUCCCUGAUGGAUAAGGUUCCUAGUGGGAUAGAGCCCAUGCUGAAAGAUCUGGAGGAUCACAUCAUGAACGCUGGGCUGGCUGAUAUGGUGGCUGCUGCAGAGACUAUCACUUCUGACUCUGAGAAGUACGUGGAGCAGCUGCUGACGUUGUUUAACCGUUUCAGUAAACUGGUGAAGGAGGCUUUUCAGGAUGACCCUCGAUUCCUCACCGCCAGAGACAAGGCCUACAAAGCUGUGGUGAACGAUGCCACCAUCUUUAAACUGGAGCUGCCCCUCAAACAGAAAGGGGUAGGUCUGAAAACCCAGCCAGAGUCGAAGUGUCCAGAGCUGCUAGCUAACUACUGUGACAUGCUGCUGAGGAAAACCACCCUGAGCAAGAAACUCACCUCAGAGGAGAUAGAACUCAAACUCAAAGAAGUGUUGCUGGUAUUGAAGUAUGUUCAGAAUAAGGACGUGUUUAUGAGGUACCAUAAAGCCCACCUGACCAGAAGACUGAUCCUGGACAUCUCAGCCGACAGUGAGAUAGAAGAGAACAUGGUGGAGUGGCUCAGGGAGGUGGGGAUGCCUGCAGACUAUGUGAAUAAGCUGGCCAGGAUGUUCCAGGACAUUAAAGUAUCGGACGAUCUCAACCAGGUCUUCAAGGAGAUGCACAAACACAACAAGCUGGCUCUACCAGCUGACAGUGUGAAUAUAAAGAUCCUGAAUGCGGGGGCGUGGUCGAGGAGCAGUGAGAAGGUGUUUGUGUCUCUGCCUACUGAGCUGGAGGAUCUGAUCCCAGAGGUAGAAGACUUCUACAAGAGGAACCACAGCGGGAGGAAACUACACUGGCACCAUCUCAUGUCCAAUGGCAUCAUCACCUUCAAGAACGAAAUGGGUCAUUAUGACCUGGAGGUCACGACCUUUCAGCUGGCUGUCCUAUUUGCCUGGAACCAGCGGCCGCGGGAGCGAAUCAGCUUCGAGAACCUUAAAUUGGCCACCGAGCUGCCCGAUGCUGAGCUACGACGCACACUCUGGUCUCUGGUAGCGUUCCCUAAACUGAAGAGACAGGUGUUGUCCUAUGAGCCUUCAGUCUCCUCCCCUAAAGACUUCACAGACAGCACCCUGUUCUAUGUCAACCAGGACUUCUCUCUCAUUAAAAACUCCAAGGUCCAAAAAAGGGGCAAGAUUAAUCUGAUUGGUCGACUGCAGCUGACCACGGAGCGAAUGAGAGAGGAGGAGAAUGAGGGCAUCGUCCAGCUGAGAAUAUUAAGAACCCAGGAGGCCAUCAUCCAGAUUAUGAAGAUGAGGAAGAGGAUCAGUAACGCCCAGCUACAGACAGAACUGGUAGAGAUCCUUAAGAACAUGUUCCUGCCCCAGAAGAAGAUGAUCAAGGAACAGAUCGAGUGGCUCAUCGAACACAAAUACAUCAAACGGGACGAGACAGACAUCAACACCUUUAUCUACAUGGCAUAGAACCCCUUUACCUGGACUGGAACCCCCUACCUACCGCUUGACCUGGCUGGACCCUCGCUGCUGCAGGAGGAAGAAGAAAUGCAGUAAGAGGAGGGAGGAGUGGUUGUUUCAGAAGAAGAGGAAGGAGAAUAUCUCUGCGGCCCGGAGGGGGGGGGGGGGUUGGUUGGCUGUAUGAGAUAGAUGGUGUAGUCUUCAGACUGUGGUGCCCCUCGGGGUCCAGGAGGACAGUGGGGCUGACUGACAGUCUCAGUAUCACAGUAGAGACAUUAUUAAAUAAAUAAACUCCCUGCCUUACCCUCCUUACACAGUCCGCACAGAGACAGACAAAAGGACUAACGGACUAGUGGUCUAUAUCAUUAUGGAGUAGACACAGAGAGGAGUGUAUUUUGCCAAAUGUACUGUGUGUGUCUAUGUAUAUGUGUGUCUGCACCUUGACAGCUUGUUGCUCUGUGGAAGUCUUGCAAUCAUCUGAGGACCCGUCGCGCGCGCGUCUGUCUGUGUGUGUGCGUGUCUCACUUUCCUCCACCCCCCCAACUGCCACACCCCUCAGAGAGGAUCAUGACUCCUCACAUAUCAGCCAGUCGCUGGGUGAGAACAAACGAGAACAUCAGCACUUUUCUGUGUUUCAGUGUGUCUGAAUGGCUUUAUAUAUCAAUUUCAUUCUACUUUUCAAUGCUCAUCAUUAUUUUUAUGAACACUUGUGUGUUGUGUCUAUCGAUUGUUAAAUGCUGCACAGCGUCAUCCAAUCGAUCGAAGUCACAAAGCUCUCUAGCGAUCUUUGAUUCUUCUCUCUCCCCCASCUAUAGCCAGUGCAGGACAGGACAUGACAGGUGUGUUAUUGUCAGACCAUGAGGGGGUGUCAUGACUGGUCAUGACCCAGGUUUCUUCCCAAAUGCCACCCUAUUCCCUAGGUACUGCAUUAUUUUUGACCAGAGCUCUAUGGGGUCAAAAAGUAGUUUAUGUUCCCUAUAUAGGAAAAAAAAAAUAUAUUCCCUACUAAGGGAAAAAUAUUUGAUAUCCUAUAUAUGGAAUAGGGUGCCCCAGUAAAAUACCUCCAGUGCAAUAGCUAGACAGCCCCUCCUACUAGAGCACUUCCUGUGAUGAGGUCAUGUUGCUAAAGCAACGGCACUGCAGUGUUGCUAUUAAUGCACCCUACCCACAACCUUUUACAGAAGACUGUGUUGCAGUAUGAUAUGAGUGGGGAGGGGUGAUGAUAGAAAAAAAGAAAUGUGUUGCGGUCGUGUGGUGCUGACUUGUUUAUUUAUUUCAUUUUUAUCAGAAUGUGGUUGGUUUGUAUGCGAGUGUUUGAUAAAUAGGUCCGGUCUGUAGUGGGCUACUAGGUGUACAUAGCCACUUAUUGAUUUGUAGUAAUGUUACAUGAUUAAAUGUAUGAGACGACUUAAUAACA